AUGGAGGUGGAACUCGCCCCGGAAGGAAAGAAUGACUUGGAGGAGAGGAGAGUCAUCACGGGAACAUCUCCCACGGAGCUGGGGCUCAGAGUGGGCUUAGGAAAAGAUUUCCCAUGUAGUAAGACAUAUGAGGAGAGGAUGGCAUCACCAGAAAUAAGAUCUCCUUCGAGCAAGGGGCUUGAACUGAGAUUGAAAAGACACAAUAUUUCUAGGACUUUCAUGGAUGGGAGUAAUUUAGGAGACAACAGGAUCUCAGCCUCAAAGGAAACAAAACCUCCUCUGGGUGCCUUGCCCGGAAGAGUGGGUUUAGAAAAGGAGCGUUUUCUGGCAGGGCAUUGUCCUGGAAGGGUAACACAGCCUCUGCUGGGCCGGGAGUGUGGAAGUCCACAGGCUUCAGGGGGCAGGAGAUGUCCUGUGACUGGUGACCCUGAAGGGUUCGGGGCAUCAGUGGGCAAGCUGCCUGCUCUGGGGAUGAAGGGUAGAGGGGAACUGGGAGGAGAGUCCACCUGUGUGGUGAUGAAGCCCAGUGCAGAGACGGAGCCUCCUGUGGAGGUGGACAUGGGGCUCACCCGCCCAGGGGAGCUGGCUGAAACGGAGCCUCCAGAGCCUCAAAUGGGCUUGGUGAUAGAACCUUCUGAGUGCCAGCUGGCCCAACAACCUGAGGAGCAAAGGGACGCUGAACCAGGAGUAGAACCUCCAGAUCUCAUCAGACCCAUAUACUCUGGGAAAUUUUUUGAUCGGAUGCCUUGCUGGCCAAGUGCAGGGAAAGUUCUUCCGAUUGGAUACAGAGUUGCAACCUGCUUGACUGAAAAAUUUCCCAGGCUAAUGACCCCACCUGAGGCAAAAAAAUUUUUCAACUUCAGAUAUCCACCUGCUGGAGCCGAAAGAGUAUUUUACGGCAGAGCAAAUGAUCCCCAAAUCGCACCUUCCUUGACACACGGAAUAAGAUCGAAAACUUCGAUGCCGGCAAAGGUAUUGAUCAACCCACAGCCUAUAACAACAUUUCAACAGAAAAUGAAAGAUAAAAAGGAAUCAGUAUAUUUUAGCAAUCGACGGGCACCGUUAGGAAAAUCUCAUGAUCAGACGCCAGGAUUGCCUAAAGGCCUGGACUUACUCAAUACGACAUUUGGGACGGCAGUCGUCAGAGAAAUGUCCGCUCGAGAUAUGGUGAAUCCACCAAAACCCUAUAAAGAGGUAUUUGAAGCAGCACAGGCAGGCCACGAUCUGUAUAUUGUAUCUCACAAUGAUUAUUUUGCAGGAGAAGCAAAGAACCGGAAGUAUAACCCAUCAAGUUUUCAUAGAUUUAACUUAUAUGGGAUCCCAACACCACAUUUUAAUGAUGGACGAAACAUGGCAAAAACUUUACAUUGGCUUCAUGAACUACAAAUGAAAAGAGGAGCUAAGAUUGUAUCCAAGAGAGUUGAUGAUUUCAAAGAAAAGUUUCAACAUAGACUUGGAAGAGUUUUAGAUCCAAUUGCGGAAACAAUGAAUGUUCCCCCAGACCACACAUUUGGGGCUUGUCUCCGUCCUGAGGACUACGGAGUUGGUGAUCUCAUCCACAGAAGGCUUCCAGGGGAGUAUCUCCGAGGCAAGGACAGACAGCGAGCCCUGGUAUCGGCAGUGCGGCAUCACUUGAAGAAAGUUAACUACCAAAACUUUGACACUCUGCUGGCAGCCUUCAGGCACUAUGACAAGAAGGGAGAUGGGGUGAUAGACAAAGCUGAGCUUCAGGAAGCGUGUGACCAGGCCAGCUUGCACUUAGACGAGAAGCUCCUGGACCAGCUAUUUGAAUACUGUGAUGUGGAUAAUGAUGGGCUGAUUAACUACCUCGAAUUUGCGAAUUUUCUUACCUGGAAAGAUAAAACCCCCCUUAAAGAGUAUGAAGAGAGGGUCCUCAUUAAAGGUAGAAAACCGGAUUGUGCAAACCCUGAUGAGGCUAAUGUAGAAGAAUCUGAACCAGCUCUCCUGUUAAAGCCUGAAGAUAUUGUCUUAAAAGAACCAGGGAGCUCAGAAAAGACUCUGCGGACACUUCUGAGGCCAAGCGAUAAAGUUUCUAAUCACUACAAAACGACUUCUUCCGAGAUCAGUGCGGUUGUAGGCGCUGUUCCUUCUACUUGUUACCCCACGUAUGGUGUUCCAACCAUUCGGUCUGAUAUUCCUGCCCCCCAAAUUCGCCGAGUCAGUGACAGGACGAGCUACGGUGAGGAGGGAAAUGCCUACUCGCUGCUGCAUCCUACCAUCUUUGCCCAGAAAGGGGUGUUUGAAAGGGACUUCUUCAAGACCAGAUCAAGACAAGAGAUUUCAGAGAUAUUAUGUAACAUUGGUGUCAAGCUUUCUGAGGAUGAAUUUGAAAAUGUAUGGAAUCUUGCAUCAAAAAAACACCACAGAGGAGAAGUUUGUGUUGAGAGCAUCAGAAAUGUUCUGGAUGAGUUAAAACAUGCAGAUCGAAUCAAGUGUAAAACAGCCACAUGA
This is a messenger RNA of Rangifer tarandus platyrhynchus (Svalbard reindeer), 2472 nucleotides long. Lineage: Eukaryota; Metazoa; Chordata; Mammalia; Artiodactyla; Cervidae. The record is from the annotation of a GenBank genome assembly.